AUGGCGUGGGAGGACAGGAACCCGCGAAAAGUUUACGCUUCAUUAAAGCAGUAUAGCGGCAAGAUGAAGAAAUGUUCUCCUGUGCUCAACAUUGCUAGUGGAAAGGCUGUCGGUGAAGGAACCUUUCCGAAUUGGAGGGAUCACUUCAAGAACUUGCUGAACCGGAGUCUGUCGGAUUCAAGCUGGAAGAGGCCACCUGGCGGAAGGCGGAAGUUCUGGACUCAGGUGAUGAAAGAGGACUUGAAGAUACUCGGUGUGGGUGGACAGUUCGGGCGAGAUGCAAGGCUUCGCAGGAUUUGGAAUAGCGACGAAUGGAUCGAUUCCGAGCAAGCUCUCGCAGCAGAUCGAGAAGGUUGGGCAGAGCUCUGUUCGAAGGCCACACACCUCGGCGAAGCGGGUAAUCGUGUCAGGCGAUGA
Molecule: messenger RNA, 417 nt
Organism: Necator americanus (New World hookworm)
Lineage: Eukaryota; Metazoa; Nematoda; Chromadorea; Rhabditida; Ancylostomatidae
Exons: 2
Coding region: 1-417 (138 amino acids)
Source: RefSeq, a predicted model, not a curated record